Molecule: messenger RNA, 3994 nt
Organism: Xyrauchen texanus (razorback sucker)
Lineage: Eukaryota; Metazoa; Chordata; Actinopteri; Cypriniformes; Catostomidae
Gene: rnf220b
Product: ring finger protein 220b
Exons: 16
Coding region: 281-2044 (587 amino acids)
Biological process (GO): protein ubiquitination
Molecular function (GO): metal ion binding; ubiquitin protein ligase activity
Source: RefSeq, a predicted model, not a curated record
GCAACUGCAUAAUUUUCAGCGUUGGCACGCGUUAAACAACACAAAUCCUUAAACCUACACGACCUAAACCUAAUCUGCAAACUGUUUUGACUGGCUACGUCUGAAUUCGUGCUUGGAUAAAAAUCAGUUUGAUAUUAAUAACGAUGUUUGUUUACGACAGUUUUAUUUCUAUCAGAGAAUGACUAGUCUCUAAACCUUAAGUCUAGAAGCAUUUGGUCCAGUGCCAUUCAGACUUCUUCACAACAUUACACAGAGUUUGGGUGGACACUACAUUGCUCAAAUGGACCUUCACCGGACUGCUUUUAAGAUGGAGAACUCCUCCUACAUGCCCAAUCCGCUGACCUCCCCUGCUCUCAUGGUCCUGGCCUCAACAGGUGAGGCUGGACGUGGUGCCUCUGUACCUUGUCAGCCUCCACGGCCAUUUGGUGUGCCAGUCACUUUGGAAAAAGAUAUGCAUCUCUCAUUCCCCAGUGGUUCUUACACUUUUGCCUCCAUGUACCAUCGCCAAGGAGGUUUCCCUACACGAGACUUUCCCACCCCUCUUCUCCACCUUCACCCACAGUUUGCUCCACCCAAUCUUGACUGCUCUCCACUGGGUAUGCUCAACCAUGGAGGGGUGGGGGCCUUCCGGCCUUUCUCCUCCCCACCAGAGGAGCGUGAUGGUGGGGGAUACCAGUCUGCCUUCCUCCCUGCCAAGCGCUUGAAGGGAUGUCUGGAACCAGAGGCAGCACCCCACCUCCGCUACACAGAUGUGGAGGGGAAAGAAUUUGACUUUGGGGGUGCUUAUGUCCCUACUGGUUCUCCAAGUGCCCUGAAGGUAGCUGAGGAUGUUGGGAAGAAGCUCUUUGGCUUGCCUGGGCUGUUGGCAGAUGCACAGACUUCAUCUGGCCCAGAGGAGCACAAAGAAACAUGUAAAUUGAAGGGCCUGUAUGACACUCAGACUCCAGUGUGUCCAAUCUGUCAGACUGUGCUGCGGCCAGGAGAGCUGCAAGAACACAUGGAACAGGAAAUGGAGCGACUUAUGCAGAUGCACCACAGUAUGGGUCCGGCUCAAAAGGAUUGUCUUGCUGCUGGUCCGCCUAAGUCUCUGUUCUCGAUCCACAUAAAGAAAGAGGGGUCUUCCUCUGCUUCCUCUCCACGUCCUGCUGAUGAGGCUGUGCACUCCGACAGGUACCAGACAUUUUUGCGAGUCCGAACAAACAGGCAAACAAGGCUCAAUGUUAAGGAGCUCUGCUGGUGCAGGUGCUACGCCAAACAGAAAGUGAAAUCUAUUAAUGACUAUGGAUUCCCACAUGUAUCUUCCUGCCCAUUGUCUGCACGCAUCGGGAAAUUUAAAAGACGUAAAGCGGAGGAGGACCAGAGAGACGGCAUGUGUGUUACUGAAGAUGGCUCUGUGGUGUCAGCCGGCAGUGAGUUUGAAUGGGCUGAACAGAGAAGAAUACAGAUGGUUUCUGUUCUCAGAGGCUUCAGAGGUUUGGUGAGCAGUACAUUCAAAGAGCACCAAGACAGUGAUGCAGAUCUGGACGUGGAUGGUGAUGAUACUUUGGAGUAUGGAAAAGCCCAAUACACAGAGGCAGAUGUGAUUCCCUGUUCAGGAAAUGAACCCAGAGAUUCAGAGGAGAGACAGGCGCAGAGAGGAGAUGUUUUAAAUGGGGAGACAACCAGAAGAUUAUCUCCAGAUCGAACCAAGUUGGCAAACACAGAAACUCCAACUACAAGUAAUGGAGAGUUUGACAACAACACAAGCACAACAUCUCCAAGAACCUGCAAUAACAGCGAGUUUGAAAUAGUAUGGGAUGACCCCUCCCUCAGCACGCUGGAGGCCCUAAAAACACGGAUCAGAGAUUUGGAGAAGCAGCUCACGCGAGGGGACAGAUUCAAGUGUCUCAUCUGCAUGGAUUCCUACACAGUACCGCUCACCUCCAUCCAGUGCUGGCAUGUCCAUUGUGAAGAAUGCUGGCUUCGCACUCUGGGAGCAAAGAAACUGUGUCCACAGUGCAACACUAUCACCUCACCUGGUGACCUAAGACGAGUGUAUUUGUGAUUAUAGCUGGCCUGUCAUCUGCCUGUUUGCACUCCACACAAACUGAUCAAUUUUACUGAGCAGAACCCUUCCUGGGCCAAUGCAAAGCUUAGAGGACAUUGUGCCCUACAGGGGAAUGAAUGCUGGCAUUAUAUAUGUUCCUGUUGGAAUGCAACCCAGUUAGGUGAACACCACUGUGUGUCCAGUUUUCAUUUCUUGAUGAAAUGGUAAAGUUUUAUGGUAUACAUUUUCACAAAUAUCAUGCUGUAACAAUAUUGUAAGGAUGGUAAAUUGAUCACAAAAUGGUGUUUCUAUGUAUAGAAUAUUUUUGAUCAUGAAUAAAAUAUUGUAUUUAAGUUAUUCUCCUAGAGAAAGAUCUAAAGCAAUCUGUCCAAUAGUUUUGUGAAUGUUUACAGCAAACACUGAAGAGUUUUUUUUUUUUAAUUGGAUCUAGUGGUGUUGAUAUCUUAAACGGUAAAGAGUUAGCCUUUUAAUCAUUCAUAAACUGAAUAUUGAAUCGGGUACAUUUAUUGUUCAUACUGUAAUUUAAUAGUUUCCACCUUAAGAACUAUAACUUAAUGGGAUCUUUUAAAUACGGUUUAAGAUACAUUCUCUUACGAUACUUUUGAGGUGAUGUACUAUGUGUAAUAUCGUGUAAUUGUUUAUCUUAUGCAUUUAAAAAAAAAAAAAAGAAGAAGUUAUUUUUUUGUCUCAUGAUCCCACUUUCUGUCACUCUUAUCCCAAGCAUGCUUACAAUUACAGAGACAGGAGACUAGUUCAAAGUAUACUUGGCGCGUUAGCAUUGCUGAUCGCUCUGCGCACAGUAUGCGUGAUGGAAAUGUCAGCAUGAUGCAGUCCGCGCAGCUUGACCACGCGCCGGCAUGAUUUUGUAGACUUGCACACGCGGUCAUCAGAUAUCAGUAGCCUACUGAGAUAACAACCUUCAAGGUUCUAUCAUUGGAGAAAGCGUAACGGUCAACUAGCAUUUUAGGACAGUUUGCUGAUGCUAUACAAAUUACUGGAGAGAGCCGUAAACUGACACCUUCCGGUCGUAAAAUCGUCUGUGACUUCUGUUAUAAAACAGCAAUUUGAUCAUUGUAAACUCCACACAUAGUUCACUCCAAAAUUAUUGUUUAGGUUAAACUUGUUAGCAUUAGCGGACAGGCGGUUAAUUCAUUAAAUGAUGAGCCGUUUCCUCACAAAAGCAGUUUAUUCAACGUUCUGAAGCAUCUCCUCUUUAGACAUCAAAUAAAAAAACGGCCUCUACCACCAUAGAAUGUCUAUGUAACUGCCGCGUUACUCUAAUCUAUUCUAACCUUGUUGGCUUCCCUAUCAGAAGGACUUUGGGAAACUCAGAAAGGUAACGCGGUCGACCACGCGCGAGGCGAUCCGGAACACGCAAAAACGAAGUGUAAGAGCCUUAACUCUGCUAAAGAGUAUCAAAGAAGUUGUAGUAGGCAUGCGUCAUAUGCGUUCAUAUUCGCUCGUGAUAUGGUCAGAAUAGUAUACUCACAAAAGCAACGCGGUCGACCAGGCUCCAGCUGAUCCGGAACACGCAUAAACAUACCUGGGCUUUAAGAAUGAUGCCAAAUGUUAAAGCCAUUUCACUAAGGUUUGCAGAUUGAAAGAGUCAAUGAAUUAAACAGUUUUUGUUACUAACAGAUACUCUGACUUAAAGUACUUCCCUGUAUAUUUUCUACAUUUUUAGCUCUGGCUAGCAGGUAAUGUUGAUUCUUAAUGCAGGAUAUGGAUGCGGUAUGCUUAGUCUUCCUUACUUCUCUCCACUGCCAAUCAGAACAAACGUCUCCUAACACUGAAGGCUAAUGCAUUCGUGACUUGAAUUAACUACAACACUAACAGAAGAGGAAUUCGAUUUCCUUCUGUGGCAUUAUAGCAAUAGUUUGUUACCGUCUAGUCAAGUUACAACAAGAUCGUAAAGCACUUUUGAAAGUUAUCUAAGAUUGAAACAUA